GAAUGGAAUCGAACGUCGCCGGUCUCGUGGUCUCGAGGAGGUAAUCGAAUGUGGAAAUUAGAGUGAUCGUGUCGAGGAAAGAAAAUUCUACGAUGCUCUUUGUCAAUGUACUUAUAGUUUUCGGACUAAUAGCUUCCGGCAAGGGAAUCAAGGGAAGUCAAUGUAAAAACCGGAAUCAAAGUUGCGUACCGGAGAAAUUUUGUGAAUCAAAUAAUUGGAUCACCAAGGGACACUGGAAAAAUUCGAUAAGCCACCGGACACAUAUUUGCCAUUGGGAGGGCAACAAGCCAUGGAUUUGCUGCAAUAAUACCGACCUGCCCAAGGAUAAACCGUGUGUGUACCGAGACACCGAACCAGGUCUUUGCGUGGCACCUCUGAAAUGUAGAUCUGUUGCCAACUAUUUGAAAAAUCGUCGAAGAAAUAAAUAUUUCGAUGAAGAAAUGGAGAAAAAUUUGUGCCAUCGAGACCAUGAAGGUUCGUAUUACUGUUGUCCGGAAGGGACCCUCGUUCAUCAGAGGAAAACUGUUUCCAAACAAGGACCUACGAUAUCGCCUAAAUCAUCGUUUUUGGAAACGGAUAUCACCAAACGUCCAAGCCAAGGGAUGCAGAAUGUUUUUGCCCCUUGUGAGGACCCCGAAGGCAAGUCGGGGUUUUGUGUUCCGAUAAAUCAGUGCUAUCGCAUCAGUAACACAAUUUCCCAAGGAGGCAAUUUAACCAAUAACAAAAGUAUAAGGCAUUUCAUUAAAAUGAGCCGCUGCCCAUCCGAUGGUAGAGGUGGCCACUGGGUUUGCUGUGCAGGAUCUCAACAAGCCAAGCUAAGCUCGUUCAACAAUCUGAUUGAUCACCCGAACGCAAAGAAGCUGGGUUUGACCAACUGUGGACAACCAAAAGUGGACCGAUUGCAGGACAAGAUUCACGGCGGCCAGGAAGCAGGAUUGGGUCGCUACCCGUGGAUGGCUAACCUACUUUACUUGAGUCGGGACAAGCUGGAACCCCGAUGUUCCGGCUCAUUGAUUCACGAGAGAUACGUUUUGACCGCUGCCCAUUGUUUGAAGGAAAAAUAUGACCCUCUGAAGGUGCGACUGGGCGAGUACAAUCUGGACACAAAUCCAGAUUGUGAUGACGAGGGAUACUGUCUCAAGCCGUAUCGGGAUUACGCAAUUGACAAGCGGAUUGUUCAUGAAAACUUCCACGAGAGAAAAACACGUUCCAUCAAAAAACACUUAGACUACGACAUAGGUCUGGUGCGCUUGAAGUCUAAAGCGGACACCUCCAUGGAACAUAUCCAGCCCAUCUGUUUACCCUUGUCAAUAGAUCUUCAGAUUUUGAAACCGAAACAGCUUAAAGUGACCGGCUGGGGGCUCAAAAAACACGGCGCUCCUGCUUCAGAGCUUAUGGAGGCCAAUAUGAGAACCGGAAGUUGGACCGAACUCUGCAAGGGUGAGUCGUUGUUCAGCGCAAAGGGUUUCCAGGGAGAAUGUCACUGCAGAGGUGAUUCCGGAGGUCCGUUCCAGACACCAGUCCUCCUCGAUAACCAUCUGAAGUAUGUGGUGUUCGGAAUUGUUUCUAGAGGCUCGCUAGAGUGCAUCAAAAAUGGUCCUGGCUGCGGAGUUAUGGUCGGAUAUCAUUUGAAUUGGAUAUUGGACCACAUGGAUAUUUAAAUCUUGCGGUAUCAUGUGGUGUCAAGCCAAUCUGAGAAGACUAAAGAUGGAGUGAAACUUGUCGGUUCAUUUGUCAAAUAUAUUGUUUUACAGUAUCUAUGUCUAUUGUGUAGAGACGUCCGUUGAUGUUAGAACGCAUUUCACGCAUUAUCGAUAAUACAAGCUGAAGUUGGUCAGCUGAAUAGUUUAGUAAUAUCAACUAAUCAACUAACAAUACAGAAUUUCAAUACAUUUUUAUAAUAAGUACUUACUAAACGCUUCAACUAACGAUGAUAAAUUAAAGCAAUAAAUGAUCUGAUUUUUUUCUAUUAUUAUUGUCUCUUA
Molecule: messenger RNA, 1985 nt
Organism: Uranotaenia lowii
Lineage: Eukaryota; Metazoa; Arthropoda; Insecta; Diptera; Culicidae
Product: serine protease grass-like
Exons: 2
Coding region: 93-1661 (522 amino acids)
Biological process (GO): proteolysis
Molecular function (GO): serine-type endopeptidase activity
Source: RefSeq, a predicted model, not a curated record